This is a messenger RNA of Anthostomella pinea, 2742 nucleotides long. The record is from the annotation of a GenBank genome assembly. Lineage: Eukaryota; Fungi; Ascomycota; Sordariomycetes; Xylariales; Xylariaceae.
AUGGAGUUUCCCUCGGGUCUCCGCAGUCUCUCGCUUGUGCUCUUAGUAGCUUCAUCAGCAUUUGCCUCCGUGCUGCAGCGCCGGGACCCGGUCCCAGAUGGCUAUGUCGCUGCCCCGUAUUAUCCGGCGCCCUACGGCGGCUGGUCCGAUGAGUGGAGUGACAGCUAUGCGAAAGCCGUCGACAUGGUAUCGAAUAUGACUUUGGCCGAGAAGGUUAACAUCACUGCUGGACCCUGUGUUGGAAAUACCGGCAGCGUACCUCGUUUAGGCUUCCCGCAACUAUGCUUGCAAGAUGGACCACUGGGCGUUCGAACCACUGACAACAUCACCGCCUUCCCAGCGGGAAUCACGACCGGAGCUACAUGGGAUAAGGAUCUCAUCUACCAGAGGGGCGUCGCGAUAGGCAAAGAGUUCCGAGGCAAGGGCGCCAACUUCUAUCUCGGUCCGGUGGUUGGUGCGCUCGGCAGAAAGCCCAGAGGAGGGCGAAACUGGGAGGGGUUCGGCGCGGACCCUGUGCUUCAAGCCAUCGCAGGAGCUGAGACCAUUCGAGGAGCUCAGGAGCAAGGUGUCAUCGCCACGCUGAAGCAUCUGAUCGGAAACGAACAGGAGCUCUACCGCAUGUACAACCUCUUGCAGCAGGCUUACAGCUCGAACAUCGAUGACCGAACAUUGCAUGAGCUGUAUCUCUGGCCAUUCGCUGAGGGUGUCCAUGCCGGUGUGGGCUCAAUCAUGACAGCGUACCCUGCUGUCAACGGAUCCGCCGACUCCCAGAACAGCUACUUGAUCAAUGGUCUUUUGAAGGAGGAACUUGGCUUCCAAGGUCUGGUCAUGACCGACUGGCUAGCUCAGAUUUCAGGAGUCGCCUCCGCUCUAGCUGGACUCGACAUGUCGAUGCCUGGAGACACCAUUGGCAACAACAUUCCCCUAACCGGACUUAGCGACUGGCAGUACGAGCUCACCCGAUCUGUCCUGAACGGUUCCGUGCCUGUCGACCGCCUGAACGACAUGGCGACCCGAGUCGUCGCCACUUGGUAUCAGCUCGGCCAGGACCAGGACUAUCCGCCUCCGAACUUCUCGUCCAACACGGCAGACGCCGUCGGGCCAUUAUACCCAGGUGCCGUCGUCUCUCCCAUAGGCGUCGUCAACCAGUACGUCAACGUGCAGGAUGACCACUGGAAGGUAGCCAAGCAGGUGGCACAAGAGGCGAUCACACUCCUGAAGAACAACGGGAGCAUGUUGCCGCUGUCAACGUCUUCAUCACUCUUCGUGUUUGGCACCGACUCUCAAGCUGACCCUAACGGUAUCAACUCGUGCACGGACAAGAGCUGCAACCACGGCCUGGUGGGCAUGGGCUGGGGCUCGGGCAGCGCCAACUAUCCAUACCUCGACGACCCCAUCAGCUCGCUGCGGCGCAAGGCCACCAACGUGACGUACUAUGAUACUGACACGUUCCCAAGUGUGGAGACGCCCACCGAAGAUGAUGUGGCUAUUGUGUUCAUCAACUCGGACUCGGGCGAGAACUCGUACACCGUCGAAGACAACCACGGAGACCGCGAUGCCGAUGGUUUGGCGGCAUGGCACGGCGGCGACACGCUGGUGCAAAAUGCCGCGGCGGAGUACAGCAACGUCGUCGUCGUCGUGCAUACAGUCGGGCCCAUAACCAUGGAAUCAUGGAUCGACCUGCCCUCCGUCAAAGCCGUGCUCGUGGCGCAUCUCCCCGGUCAAGAGGCCGGCGACUCGCUGACAGAGGUCCUCUACGGCGAGGUGUCGCCCAGCGGCCACCUCCCAUACAGCAUCCCGGUCUCCGAGGACGACUACCCCGACAGCGUGGGCUUGGUAUCGACGCCGACUUUGUCGCAGAUCCAGGACACGUACUCGGAGGGCCUCUACAUCGACUACCGGUACCUGAACAAGGCGGGCACCAAGCCGCGCUUCGCCUUCGGCCACGGGCUCAGCUACGCCAACUUUUCGUUCUCCAACGCCACCAUCACACGCGUGACCGAGCUCUCCACGCUGCCGCCGGCCCGCGACCCGAAGCCUAUCUCCCCCGUCGCGGCCCUGAACACCACCCUCCCGCCCGCCGCCGAGGCCUACUACCCCGUCGGCUUCGUUGCGAUCUGGCGCUACCUGUACUCGUGGCUCAGCGAUAUCGAGGCCGACGCCGCGUACGCCAUCGGCGCUGCGGGCGAGGAGACUUAUCCCUACCCAGAGGGCUACUCGUCUGAGCAGCGCACCGACGUGACGGCUGCGGGCGGCGCGAGUGGUGGUAAUGCCGCGCUGUGGGACGUCGCCUACACCAUCUCCGUGACCAUCACCAACGAAGCCGCCGCGGCCUCUGCUUCGUCAUCGAACUCGAACUCGAGCUCGCCAAACACCAACGCCAAUACCAACGCCAAUACCAACACCACCGACACAACCGCCGCCGCCACUACCGCCUUCGCCGGUAAGGCCGUAGCCCAAGCCUACGUCCAAUUCCCGACGGACAUAUCCUACGACACGCCCAUCAUCCAGCUGCGCGACUUCGCCAAGACAGCCACACUAGCAGCAGGCGAGAGCGCGACCGUCGAGCUGACGCUCACGCGCAAGGACGUCAGCGUGUGGGACGUCAUGCAACAAAACUGGGUCGUGCCGAGCACCACGGGCCGCUACAGCGUGUGGCUGGGGCAGGCGAGCGACGCGCUGGGGACGGUGUGCUAUAGCGAUACGCUUUCUUGUGAGAGUGGUGUUGAGGGGCCUGUCUAA